AUGGAUACCCUCAUGAGCAGUCUGCCUCCAGAGGUCGGCAAUAUCUUGAUGGGUGAUAUCACUGUAGUCGAAAUCAUCUCCAUGUUCGCUAUUGGUUCGUUCAUGGCUCUGGAAGUUGCCUUGUCGACGCUCAACCAGUUCAAGCGCUAUCGGGGCCUUUACUUCUGGAGCAUGCAAAUCGCAGCGUGGGGAAUAGUCGUGCACGGAAUCACUGCACAAGGCCAAGCAGUAGUCCUCUACUCCCGCCUCCACCUCGUCGUCUCAGACAUCAGCCACAUCCGCUGGGUCCUCUGGAUGAUACUAGCAAACUUCAGCAUCCUAAGCGUCCCAAUGACAGCCCUCUUCUUGUGCCAAAACCUAGGCAACAACCCAAAAUGCGCAACGCCCGCUGCAAUCUUCGACAGGGUCCAAGUCCCCGGCUUCGCAAUUCAAGACAUGAUAAUAAGCGGUAUCUACAUCCGCGAGGCACUGCGCGCCCUAAAACCCAUCUUCGCCAUGAAAGGCCGUGCAGGCCGAAGCGUCAUCUACCAACUCAUCAUUAUAAAUGUGAUCGUCGUCGGCCUGAACACCACCCUCGUCGUUACGGAAUUCAAGAUGCAUUUUAUCACUGUUAGUUACAAGACUGUUGUAUACAGUGUCAAGCUCAAGCUUGAGUUUUUUAUCUUGUCAAAGCUGCGCGAGCUUACGAGGACUUAUCCUUGUGUUUGUCGCCCUGGAAAUGAUAGUCCGCGUGUGUCGAGUGAUAUUAAUAUCUUCGAUUUGCUUGCGAGGGGCGGUCCACGCGCGCAGGAUGUGGAAAUGGAAAUGGAUUUGGAGGCGCAGGCUUCGCCACGGUUUGGGGGUGCCGUUAGUCCUACUGGGUUGCCUCGUUCGAAGAGGAGUAGUACUUAUGAUUUUCAUGAGGCUUUGAGGGAGACUAGUUCGGCGUCGGAGAAUUCGAUUGGGCAGUUGCAUAUGGAUGGGCGGUUGCAGGAGCGCUCGUCUGAUACCCGGUCGACCGUUGAGAUGAGGUUGGUUGAAUCUCGUUGA
Molecule: messenger RNA, 1029 nt
Organism: Penicillium arizonense
Lineage: Eukaryota; Fungi; Ascomycota; Eurotiomycetes; Eurotiales; Aspergillaceae
Exons: 2
Coding region: 1-1029 (342 amino acids)
Source: RefSeq, a predicted model, not a curated record